Messenger RNA from Clavispora lusitaniae ATCC 42720, 1380 nucleotides. RefSeq lists its product as uncharacterized. Gene Ontology annotation, biological process: retrograde transport, endosome to Golgi. Gene Ontology annotation, molecular function: oxidoreductase activity. NCBI's taxonomy places the organism in Eukaryota, Fungi, Ascomycota, Pichiomycetes, Serinales, Metschnikowiaceae. Gene Ontology annotation, cellular component: cytoplasm; late endosome. The record is from RefSeq and is a predicted model, not a curated record.
AUGUCCGAAUACUUGACCUUCCGAAGCGAGCCUUCGGGCCGCCAUGAGGGCAAAAAACACAUUAUCAUUGUUGGCGCGGGCAUCAUAGGGAUCUGUACCGCCUACUAUCUUGUCAAGCACCCCAAGUUUGAUCCGGCAAAGUACCACAUCUCUAUAGUUGAGAGCAAGAGAGUGGCUGGUGGCGCUAGCGGAAAGGCCGGCGGGCUUUUGGCUCUUUGGGCGUUCCCACAGCAGUUGGUGCCUCUUUCGUUCCAGUUGCACCAGGAGCUUUCAGACUUGUACGACGGUGAAACGGAAUGGGACUAUAGAAGACUCACCACCGUUUCUCUAGAGGGUGACAUUAGCCAUGUGAGCGAGCAGGGCGAACACGACUCCGACGGCGACUCGACGCAUCUGCACGAAUCGGGCACCGGCCGCCCUGCUCCUCCCAAAAAGACCUCCACAGCGACUAAGACGCUAGAUACCAGAAAGCUCCCCCCCGACUUGAACUGGAUCACAGAGGAAAACAUCACCCUGUGUCUGUCAUUGGGAGGGAAAGACACAACGGCACAGGUGCAACCUUACCGGUUCACGAAUUUCAUUUUGAAAAAGGCCGUGGAGGAGGCUGGUGAUGCCAUUGAGUUGAUUUUGGGCAAAGUCAGCCGCAUUUUGUACCUGAUGGACACUGGUGUAGCCACAGGUAUCACAUACGAGCCCACCAGUGUCAAAACUACCCAGGCACAGACAGAGAAGCGCAACGUUACAUUAAAGGGCGACCAGAUUGUGCUUGCCGUUGGGCCUUGGACCUCCAAGAUUCUUCCCGAUUGCCCAAUUCUGGGCUUGCGUGCUCAUUCCAUCACCAUUGCUCCACACAAUGACCAAAAUGUGUCGCCGUAUGCCAUUUUCACCGAAUUCAAGACCGGGCCUUACUCAUAUACAUCCCCCGAGAUUUACGCAAGAAAGGACGAGGUUUUCGUCUGUGGCGAAGGCGAUCUGGCGGUCGACGUGCCAGAGACAACUGACGAUGUUGAGGUUGUGAAGUCCAAGUGUGAUGAGCUUUUCCGGCAAGUGGGCCGCAUGUCGCCUUUGUUACGCAAGGGCCGUAUCUUGAAGCGCCAGGCGUGCUACUUGCCUGUUUUGGAUGUUCCAUCUUCAAGUGGACCUUUGAUAGGUGAGACAAACGUGGAGAACUUAUUUUUGUGCUCAGGUCAUUCGUGCUGGGGGAUCAACAAUGCUCCAGGAAGUGGAAAGGUCAUGAGCGAGUUGUUAUUGGAUGGUAAAGCGAAAUCAGCCAAUAUUUCUGCCCUUGACCCGUCUCUUUAUUUUGAUGCUUCGAUGUUAGUGAGCGAUGAUGAGGACGAUUACUACAGCGAUACUGAAGGGCCUUUGGGUGAGGCGUAG